Molecule: messenger RNA, 297 nt
Organism: Danaus chrysippus (African queen)
Lineage: Eukaryota; Metazoa; Arthropoda; Insecta; Lepidoptera; Nymphalidae
Source: the annotation of a GenBank genome assembly
AUGCAAAUACGGCUAACGUAUUCAGAGCGUGUGCGAGGGUGUGCGAGGGUGUACAGCGUGCGAAGUACAAGGUGCGAGGGUGACGGGCCGAGGGUGAGGGGUGAGAGGCAUUGCUCGUACGAGCGCGCUACGAGUAGGCGUCGCGACGUGCGCCCGCGCAGCCCGCCCUCCCACGACCCGGAGCGACACACAGAGGGACACAGACGGACACACAGGGACACAGAGAGACACACAGGCGAGCCGCAUCGGCCAUUAGUUAUCAAUGAGCGUGUAGUGUUCGUGCCCGGCGAGUCGUGA